Molecule: messenger RNA, 1768 nt
Organism: Drosophila erecta
Lineage: Eukaryota; Metazoa; Arthropoda; Insecta; Diptera; Drosophilidae
Exons: 2
Coding region: 1-1638 (545 amino acids)
Source: RefSeq, a predicted model, not a curated record
AUGUUCAAGUCCAAGUCCUUUGAUUUGGUUAUUGAGGAAAAGACAAAGAAACCGGAACGGCUGUACCAGCCGCGUCGAAUGCGAUGGCUAAAAUAUAUCAUCCUGCCGGCCGUUUUCUCAUUUGCCCUUCUGCUGAUCCUGGUCAAUGUGGACUUCUCCGAUAACAAUGAGGAUUCGACGCAUCUGGGAAAUAGAUGUGACACAUCGCUCCUCAUAUCUAACUAUGGACUCGAAAAUAACACACUUUCCCAGAGCUUUUUCGCCGAAAGAGUUGCAUUGCAAAGCCUUUUCAGCGAGAAUGGCACUAUGAUUCACAUCAACGAUAUGGUUUUUAAUCAGGAAAGCACGAUGAACAUAACAAGCCUGCAGCUCAUAAAUGUGCAGUUGGAAAAUUUAACUGACUCUGCCCUCCAAGGCCUUCAAAAGCUUCAGAACUUUACUCUAGUCAAUGAAAGUAAUCACCUUAGGCCAUUGGGAUUCCUCUCAGCUGUGGCUGAAUCGCUAAUCAGUGCGGAAGUACACCAGUCAUUAGCCGCAAAAAUAACGAAUUCAGUGUGCGACUUGUUGGGAUCCCUGAAUUUCACCCAGUUGAAAUAUUCAGAUCUGAGUGGGACACACUUAGAGAAAGAGUCCUUUGACAAUCUGCCCGCCUUGGAACAGCUAAUUCUGAAAAACUGCGGGUUGGACCACAUCGAGCGGGAAAUCCUGAAACCAAGACAUAAAUCGUUGCGUCAUUUGGACUUGGGUGGAGCUCGGCAGAAACACAACUAUGAAUAUCAGUUGGACGAAGCCGGGUAUUCUUCUGAGUCAACGACAAGUGCUGAGGAUAUAUAUACUAUCGCGGCUGAACGAGCGAUGGCUCCAGAAUUAGUGGGCACCACUACACCACUAUCUACGUCCAUAGGAACUUUAUCACCAUCAACCUCAACAGCGAGUAUAUCAACAACCACCGCAUCCGAAUCGACGGUAUCAACAACACCAUCGUCAAAAUGCGAAGAGGAACUUUGCCAGGACCUAGUAUGCUCGAGAAUUUCAACCGAUUCGGUUGCAUCUGCAGAUCCAGGAAGUUCUGCGUGCCAGGACGGCUUACUGGUGGAGAUCUGCGAGUCGGAUUGCACCACACCCACAUUUUUCUGUGUCAUAUUGGGCGAGAGCUUUACCUUCCCAUCCAACUGUUGUUCCCAUCAGAGCAUGAGAUGUGUGGUAGAGACCACACAGGUCUCCUGGUUCGAGGACCACGGCGGACUGGUCAUUGGACUGGGAGUGGGUCUGCUCUUGCUCGGCAGCUUCCUCGGGAUGCUCAUCGUGUUUGGAACCCUGCGCCUGAAGCCCUCCUGGUUGGGCGGCAGUGGGCGGCGUGAGUCGAGCACGAAGGGGCUGAUUCAAGGAAGAUUCGAAAAGGACCCGUAUGUGCAAGUGGAUGGUGCGAUUGCGACUAUCGACAAUAACGAAUAUGUCACAGCCUAUCACCGCUACCUGGAGCAGGCGAACCACAGCCCCACGGAGUCGAACAAGUACAUUUGCCCACCCAGGGAUAGGGCUCCGUCUGUUCCGCCCUCCAGCGAUUAUCCCUUGCCACUUCCGGCAAGGAAUUGCAACGUGUACGAGAGCUGCGAGCUGUACGAGGAACUUCCGUAGCAGUACUUUCUUCACCGAUGCUUACAUCCCUUUUACUUUGAAGAAAUUGUGGGAACAUAGUCCUCUAAAUCAAUGAAUGCUUAUGAAUUGAAUUAUGCUUACAGCUGAAAUACAACUACAAUCACUGCUG